Messenger RNA from Pseudophryne corroboree (corroboree frog), 1572 nucleotides. Its product is annotated as fructose-bisphosphate aldolase B-like. Lineage: Eukaryota; Metazoa; Chordata; Amphibia; Anura; Myobatrachidae. Gene Ontology annotation, biological process: glycolytic process; fructose 1,6-bisphosphate metabolic process. Gene Ontology annotation, molecular function: fructose-1-phosphate aldolase activity; fructose-bisphosphate aldolase activity. The record is from RefSeq and is a predicted model, not a curated record. The transcript has 9 exons. Gene Ontology annotation, cellular component: cytosol. Bases 118 to 1212 code for a protein of 364 amino acids.
CCGAUCCUAUAGCUGACUUGGCAUAUAAAUGUGAUGUGGCCCUGAUCUGUCCCACCCACGCCUCUCUCUCCUCUCUGCUGCUCUCACCACCUACAGCCAGCAUACUAGCCAUCAAGAAUGUCUCACCUCUUCCCGGCACUCACCUCUGAGCAGAAGAAGGAACUGUCUGAGAAUGCCCAGCGCAUUGUUAAAGAUGGCAGGGGGAUUUUGGCAGCAGACGAGUCUGUGGGAACUAUGGGAAGCCGCCUGAAGCGUAUCAAUGUGGAUAAUACAGAGGAAAACAGGCGCCUGUUCCGUAAUCUUCUCUUCACGGCUGACAAAAAGCUGAAUGAUAGCAUCGGAGGAGUCAUUCUUUUCCAUGAGACUCUGUACCAGAAAUCCAACAGUGGCGUCCCAUUCUCCAAACUCCUGAAGGACCAGGGAAUUGUUGUAGGAAUCAAGGUAGAUAAAGGGACAGCUCCUCUGGCUGGGACGGAUGAAGAGACAACCACACAAGGCCUGGAUGGACUUGGAGAGCGAUGCGCCCAGUACAAAAAGGACGGUGUUGACUUUGCCAAGUGGCGCUGUGUGCUGAAGAUCUCAGAUCAUGCCCCCUCAAGUCUUGCCAUCUACGAGAAUGCCAAUGUUUUGGCACGGUAUGCCAGUAUAUGCCAACAGAAUGGUCUUGUGCCAAUUGUUGAACCUGAAAUUCUCUCUGAUGGGUCACAUGAUCUCCAGCGAUGCCAGUAUGAGACAGAAAAGGUACUGUCGGCAGUGUAUGCUGCUCUCAUCCAACACCAUGUAUAUCUUGAGGGAACACUCUUAAAACCGAAUAUGGUGACAGGGGGACAGUCCUGUCCCCAGAAAUUCACCCCAGAGCAGGUCGGAAUGGCAACUGUCACUGCUCUAAGACGAACAGUCCCGGCAGCGGUGCCUGGCAUCUGCUUCCUGUCUGGAGGCCAGAGUGAAGAAGAGGCAUCUCUCAACCUGAACGCCAUGAACCGCUGCAGUCUACUUCGCCCCUGGCGGGUGUCCUUUUCAUAUGGCCGUGCUCUGCAGGCUUCAGCUCUCUCUGCCUGGCUUGGAAAAGUAGAGAAUGAGAAAGCAGCACAGGUGGCUUUCCUCAAGAGGGCGAAGAUCAAUGGCCUGGCCUCUCUUGGACAGUAUGUUCCGUCUGGAGCUUCGGAUUCCGCCUCCUCCCAGUCCCUCUUCCAGCCUAGCUACACCUACUAACAGCUCCCUCGCGGCUGUCUUAUGUGCAAAAAUCUGACAAGUUUUCCUUUUACCCUGUGCAAAUGCUGAGCUAAAGAUAGCGGUUAUCCCAAAAUAAAUCCCCUCUUGUGCAGUAAAUAUAUCUCAGGUGGUGUGUCCCAUACUCCAAACACUCACGUUUUGGGGGCUGUAUUCUAGUGUUUUAAUGGCUGCAAACACAUGAUCACCCCCCCCCUCCCCCCCAGCGUGUGGGGCGAAAGACUGCUUUCUAACUGUACAGGCCUGAAGAUACUGUAUAUGACAGACUUUUGCCUUGCUGCUACUGAAAGUGCUGCGGAAACCAAUCCAGAACAUCAUGUCAUUAAAAACUGUUUCUAAACA